AUGGUGCACACAAAGCAGACAGCGUGUAAGUUGACAGGUGGGAAGGCACCCUGCAAGCAGCUGGCCACCAAGGCGGCCUGCAAGAGCGCACCAGCCACGAGUGGCAUGAAGAAGCCGCACCGCUCCCAACCCGUCACACUGCUGCUGUGCGAGAUCCGGCUCUACCAGAAGUUGAUGGAGCUGCUGAUCUGCAAAGUGCCCUUCCAGCGCCUGGUGAGCAAGAUCGUGCAAGACUUCAAGACUGACCUGCGGUUCCAGAGCUCGGCUGUGAUGGUGCUGCAGGAGGCAAGCGAGGCCUACCUGGUGGGGCUCUUCGAGGACACCAACCUCUGUGCCAUCCAUGCCAAGCGCAUCACCAUCAUGCCCAAGAACAUCCAGCUGGCCUGCCGCAUCCAUGGUUAA
Molecule: messenger RNA, 402 nt
Organism: Athene cunicularia (burrowing owl)
Lineage: Eukaryota; Metazoa; Chordata; Aves; Strigiformes; Strigidae
Product: histone H3-like
Exons: 1
Coding region: 1-402 (133 amino acids)
Cellular component (GO): nucleosome
Molecular function (GO): protein heterodimerization activity; DNA binding; structural constituent of chromatin
Source: RefSeq, a predicted model, not a curated record